Messenger RNA from Acanthoscelides obtectus, 8018 nucleotides. The record is from the annotation of a GenBank genome assembly. Lineage: Eukaryota; Metazoa; Arthropoda; Insecta; Coleoptera; Chrysomelidae.
GGACACCAACAAAAAAUUCAACCGCUUAUCUACCGAAAACGGACCAAUAGGAACGAGGCGCGUGACGGUCAGAUGAUUUACUACUCCGUACGUUCGUCCGAUAGAUAUAGUAAUACUUGUAUAGCUUUCGUUCCUUCGACCUCAGUGGUCGAUUCUCGUAAUACAUGGAACUUUGUGCUGUCUUGUUUCAAUAAUAUCAAUAUCCUUUUUCUAAUUAUAGAAAUCUCAUCGUUUGCUGCCAACCAACCUUUACGUAGUACUCUACAACUUCAAGUCUCGACACCAAGACGAGCUGGAUUUGAAGGCAGGAUACAAAGUGACAGUGAUAGAUACCUCCGACACAGAUUGGUGGAAAGGGAAAUGUUUGGGAAAAAUCGGCUUCUUUCCGUCAAAGUAUGUGUCUAAGUUGUCGCCUGGAGAAAAAGCUCUACAGGUCACUCAUAACUUGCAAGUAUCUGAUGGUGAGAACGGUCUGAUGUUACUAAGGGACCAGAUAGUAAUCCAAGUAGGAGAGGAAGUUGAUGGAAUGGUUAUGAUCAGAUCUGGUGACAACCGACAGGGUGUGUGCCCCAUAAAAUUUUUACAAGAGGUGUGACAAAAUAAUGAAACAAUCUGCUAUACACCAACCCCUUGCAACUGCCUCACGAGAAGAGAAAAUAGUACACAGACCACGCUGAAGAAAAUUUACUACCCUAGUCCCAGGAUUAUCCAGAACAACGUGUCCACCAAACAGAACAACAAGAAGAACAUCACUUCUGGAAACAUCCUUCAGCACUAUUACAAUAACUUUGGGAAGAAUAACAAAGACACCAACGUUUACAACAACGUGCUGAAUAGGAGAAGGAAUGAAUUGGCGUUUUUACAUGGAAAAGCUCCAUUCUCUUCAACAAAACGCCCUCUAUCAAUCAGACUGUCCACGCCAAAGCACGUCAUGAGCUUUCUCAGCAGACCCUUCAAAUCAGACUCUCAAAAACGACCAUUACUGUUACAGGGAUCCAACACGUACAAUCCGAAGCCAAGCUUUCAGAUCAUUCCUAACAAGAACGGGCUAAAGAUAUCUUCUAUUUAUACGAUUAGCGAAAAUGUAGAGAAAUUUAGUUUGUAUAGGAAGAAUCUGUAUAUCACUUCGAAUAGCAGACCUCUUUUUGUUAGGAUUUAAAACAGUAAGUUAUGAGAAUAUGACCCAUGUAUUUUUUUAUGAAACAAAGUUGAAUUGGUGAUACCUCAGUAGCAUACAAAUUUCGUACAUUAACAGUAGUAGGAAGGCCCACGAGAGGAUUUCGGUAUCGAGGCAGAUGAUGAUACCUUGCCUACUCUAUGCAUAAGCCCUUUAUCAAGGGCUGUGCGUUUAGGUAGCCGAUCAGAUUAGUAAAAACUCGAACAUUAAAAAUACUCUAGCGCGUCAGAUUAAUCUAAGGAGGAUUAAUUAAAUGCUGAAAAGUAAGUAUUCCAACAGUCUAAUGAUUUGCAAUGAGCGUGACGUAAGGGAGUGAGGACACUUGUAAGAAACGUCAAAUUGAUUUGUUUUUUAAUUUUGAAGGAAGGAAUAAUAUAAUCUGCCGAUUUCCUCCAGCUAAUGUAGCAUAAAUUGUCAAUAAAAUUAUUUUUUUCUUCCAUAAUUUGCCUGUCUCCCACUAUCUCGCACCGUCCCCACACUUUUCGUCCCCAUGACGCCAUUACAGCUGAUCGCAGAGGCGUUCGUGGAGUUAUAACAUACCUACAACGCUUAUCAAAAAGGUCUCCUCACUUAAGUACGCCACGGGUAUUACGUAUCUUGAAAAGAGACAUUUUGUCGUUUUUUUGACAAAACGUAGGUUUCUCUACAAGAUUUUAAUUUAGCACUAGUUGAUGGAUACUUGUUGUGAACUCGUUUUGUAGUUGUACGUGUUACCUAAACGUCAUGCUUCAGUUAUCAAUGUUUGGCUCUGUUGUGAUGUAACAUCUGUUUCAGAGAUGGCAUUAUUGGAUAUCUAAGCUGUAAGUUGUAUACUAUAGCUGGAAGGAAAAUGCAGUGCAUAGCUGUAUAGUGAGGAUUUGUAUGCUAAUAAUAUGUGUUGAUGAUAGUUCCAUUGGGAUCUUGUCCCAAAUACACUUAGUUGAAAUUUAAAGUUAGAAAUUACUUCCGUAUUCACUUUUUCUUAUUCAUUCUGAGAAUUACAUAUGCAAAUUUGCUGAAUUUCAAGACUGAAAGAGUUAAGAAAAGAAAAAAAAAACCCUGGUUGGUGGAGUAACAGGUAGGAAUGUUCAUGAAAGUAAAAAGGUUAUCACAUUAUUUUUUAUUUCCAGUCAUUUAAAUUUCAUAGAAAUUUAUUUUGCGAUGUCACUAGAAAAUACAAAGUAGUCACCUAGAUGUGAGGCACUGCGAAAAUGAUGUGUGAUGCGUCAUUUCUAAUUUUCCUGUGAUGUGGCUCAAUGAUUUCCCGUAAUGUUCCUCAAAGUUUUUGAAAACACAAGAGUGCAAAAUCGUAAUUUAUAACUUUUAACAUAACCUGUCUUCAAAAAAGGAUGUCAUAUAAAUAACCCGUCGGGCCAAGCUAAUAGAUAUACUUUAUUGGCAGCUUAUUCAGUAACGAUUUUCUCACAUAGCAAAUAUCACUGAUUUUAUACACAUGCAGACCAAUACACACAAUCAUCCAGAUGCGACCUUGCUACUUAACCAACCUUCUGUCUUUCACAUCUUCUCAGAGGUAAACACUACAGACUACUCGGCUUCACAAAGCAUAUACUUGCUUUUGCAACCAACAAUGCGUGUCGUUGGGUCAUUCCUACAUAGAUGGACGCUCACAGCGAUCAUAGUGAACAAUUGUGGAAUGAACUACAUGCGCCCUAAGGACUACCUAGUCUGUAAGAUGAUAUUUUGUCGGUUUUUUGUCGUUUUUUAUGUACAAACGCUAUAAAACGUCAAAAAACAACGAAAUGUCAUCUUGCAGACGUCAUAGUUUUUAGAGUGCAAAUAGUUCAUUCCACUUUUCCUCGCUAUGAUCGCUGUGAGCGUCCAUCUAUGGAGGAAUGACUCAACUACACGCAUUGUUAGUUGCAGAAAGCAAGUAUAUGUUUUGUGAAGCCUAGUAGUCCGAAGCUUUUAUCUCUGAGAAAAUGUGAAAAAAAGAAAGUUGAUUGAGUAGCAAGAUCGCAUCUAGAUGAUUAUGUGUACUUAUUGGUCUGCAUGUGUAUAAAAUCAGUGAUAUUUGCUAUAAGAGAAAAUUAUUACUGAAUAUGCUGCCAAUGAAGUAUCUAUUAGCUGUGACCGACGAGUUAUUUAUAUGUUGUCCUUUCUGAAGACAGGUUAUGCUCAAAGUUAUAAAUUACGAUUUUUUGUGUUUUCAAAAACUUUGAGGAGCAUUAAGCAAAAAUGUCACUGCACCCGCCAUUAAGCGACACCACAGAAAAAUUAGGAAUGACGCAUCACACGUCAAACAUUUUCGCAGUGCCUCACAUCUAGGCGCUGAUUUGUAUUUUCUAUUCACAUGGCAAAACAAAUUUCUAUAAAAUUUAAAUAACUGGAAAUAAAAAAUAAUGUAAUAUCAUUUUCACUUUCAUAGAUAUUCCUGACUGUAAUUACUAGAAUGAAUAAGAAAAACUGGAUGCGCAACUAAUUUCUAGCUUUGAAUCUCAAGUAAGUGUAUUUGAGACAAGAACAGAAUGAAAUUAUCAUCAACACAUAUUAUUAUCACACAAAUCCUCACUAUACACCUAUGGACUGCUGUUUCCUACCAGCUAUAGUAUAGAACUUACAGGUUAGACCUCCAAUAAUGCCAUCUCUGAAGCAUCAUGCCGUUUAGGCAACACGUACCACUACAAAUCAGUUCACAACAAUUGUCCAUCAGCUAGUGCUAAGUUAACAUAUUGUAGAAAAACUCGUUAUGUCAAAAAAACACCUACGUUAUGUCAAAAAACCGACCUACUGUCACUUUUCAAGAUACGUAAUACCCGUGGCGGUCAGGCAAGCUGAUAUUGGAGAUAACCAGAUUACGUUAACGUAAAGUGGAAGCCGGAAAUUUCAACAUCGUAGAAAAUGUUUUAAAAUGGAAAUGUAGUCAUGUGGUACCUCAUUUUAAAACGACUUAUAAGUACUGUACAAUCCUAAAUUAUUAAAUUAUCUAUCUUCCAAAAUGACGACCGUGCGAUCAAAGUUGAGCGUUUUUGUACGUUUAAUCGGUUCCAACUCAACAAAUCAGUAUCAAAACGCCCUCGUAUAACUGGAACUGUGUACCAGCGAAACAUCGCUUAGGCAGCCGAAAUUACGUGACUGUGCGUGAGCGAUUGAGGAGCUUCGAAUCCAUGUUCGAGAGCGUUCGGCGUCGAGAUGAUCUAGAUCUAGACCGCUUCCAUGAAAGUUCGCGACUCGGCCUGGAAGACGCUGGAUUAUUUCUCGGCUCGUCGAUAGGUGAAUAAAUAUAGGCAGAGAUGGCUGAAGGAGGACAGUCAACGGACAGAGUUCGAUGACCCAACAAGCGAUAGUCCAGUCGACAUGGUUAUAAAUUUGUCAUAAAUUAAUUGCAAGUGUAAUAAAUUAGUGUAAAUUAGACUGCGAACAGCAAAAACGGUGUUUUAUUUACAGUAUGGUAUAUCAAUAUUCUUCUUUUAGAAAAAUCUAAAAAAAAAGUAUUGGAAAUUCCAUUUUAAUAAUAACAGAGUUUUACAUUCAGGUCAAGAAAAUUCCUACAAAAAACAUUCAUAUUAUGGAUCAGGACGUCAUUCAAGAUGAAUUGUCUAUAAAAAUCUGACGCGCUGGAGUAUUUCGAAAUGGCGAUUUUUUCUGCGAUUUUAAGACGCUGUGAUUUUCCCCGUUUUCUACCCUUAAGUAUAGCUACCCCUCAUAAUGCAAAACAUCAGAUUGAUAUACUAUAUUACCACUAUAAAUUGUUUGACGCUGGAGUAUUUUCAUGUAAGUAAUUUUUGACAUUUUUGAAAAUCUGUAAAUGCUCUCCCCACCAGUGAAACAAUAUUUUUCUUUCUACGAUAUAAUCUUCCAAAUACAAUAGGUCCCUGCGACGCUCGACUAAAUACCGAUUUAGUAUCGUGGGCUCCCCUAUUAGCUACAGUUUUCCUAUCUUUUAACAUUUAACUUUUUAGAAGUAGAUUGUACCAUCAGCUAAUUUUUUUCAUAACCUAGGAACGACUUUUUUGAAGAUACAUAGUAACAUAACCCAAUGACGUAAUCUGGUUUCACACGAAUGUCGCUAAUACAUUUUCUAACAAAGUUUAAAAAAGGUUCAAAGCAUCGAUAUAGAAAAUCCUAGCCUAAAGUUGGUUUUCAUCUUUUCUAAUAUUAUUAUUCUGAUCAUUUCUUUAUUCUUAUAAAUUUUGUUUCGUUAAAGUCUGUCACGAAAGUAUUUAAGUCAAACGUUUGUGUGUUAACGGGGUAGCACCUUCCUCAUUUUUAGAAUAUUUUUGCACCAAAUUAGGAAUUGAUAGUGAAUCUUUUGAAAGAAUAAAAGUGCGAUCCUAGAAUUUAUUUCAAUCACACCUAACUCACAACUACAGGGUAUGUCAUCAAUUAUUAUUUUGAAGGCAGUUAGCAUUUAGAGUGGACGUUAGAGUAGCUGACAGUCUGUGAAGAACUAAAACUAAUUCUGUAACACUUGACUCAAGGUACAGAUCAGGGAUAUUGAUCGACAAACACACCGAAAACUUUAAAUACACUAGAAAGUAACUAUAAUACGUGGCAUAGCUCCAAAACAUAUUUAAUCGGGCAACAAUAUAUCCAAGAAAGCAACGUGUUGGAAGCGCUGAGGACCAAAAAAUGUUGCAAAAGGGUAUCCCAUAAAAUAUAGACUUAAAAGACUUAUAUAGGGAUAACGAAGCCGUAUGCCUCGAAGCCCAUGCAGCUUCCAAAAAAAAACAAGAUAAAUUUUUUGCUCCUGAAUAUUUUUUACUAAGAAUGAAAGGAUGUAGUACUCUGGUAUGUACCCUUGAACGUGGAACAGAAUAAACUAACCUCUCCACAGAAUCCUGGUUCAGUUAAUCAUGUUAGUAAAACGCAACAACCCAUUCUAAUGGUACAUAAAAAUUAAAUUUCGUUGAGUUUCAAAUAGUACUUAUCAGUUGUUAUAGGCUGUUUAUUAAUAUUUAGCAGAGCACAUAUAAAUAUUGUUGCAGAAAUUUGUAUUUUCUAGAGAUUGUUUUUGAAAAUAGAUUCUGAAAAUGCAGCAUAACUUGACUGAAGGGAAAACUAUAUAACAACUAUCGUUAUUCAUGAUGUUAGAAAUAUAUAAAACAUUCAUUACUAAGCACAUGUUUGUUCUCGUCUUGCCAUUAAUUUUUUUAUCGUACAAGUUCAUCUUUUAAAGUCACCGCUGAUUUUUUUACCAAAAUUUCAGUACGAAGCAUAGGACAUUCCAAAUUUCUUUAUGCUGCAUUUAAGUAUUAUGUGUAACAGAUAUAUGUUGUAUGCUUAUAGAAACAAUAACUAGUAGUAAGAUAAUUGACAAAUGUAAUAUCGAAGAAUAAGUUUAAUAUUUCGUUAUGCUAGAAGCUGGCUGUUAAGUUUAUCAUUAGUCUUUUAAUAAAAUUUUAAUAAUUUCUCCGCUCGUUAAAAAAUGUAUGAUAGAAAAAUCGGUUUGCUAUAAGAUUAGGCAAAAAAUCUGAUUAUACCUCAUACCUCGAAAAGAGAUACUACAGGGCGGGGAUAUAUAAUAAGAAGAAUAAGAGAACUGGCACAUAAGUAAUAUUACAUUUGUUAAUAUUUAUGCAAAAGUAUAUCGUCAGUCUGUAAUUUGUGUACCUUUCCCUCAAAAGACUGCUUUAUAAUUGCAUUGUGUGAACCUACAGUAAUUGCCUUAAACUAACUAUUUUCCAAUUGAUCUACUAUAACUUCCUUCAAUGCCUAUUUAAACGUUUAUAUUACAAAAUGACACAAUGCAAUUCUAACUGACAUAAAAGUGCACUCGACCAAAACCCUUCGUUAGACAUGGUUAGGAUAAUAUCAUAUCAAAGCUUUUGCGGACGGAGGUAUGUAUAUUAUUGAAUUCUGCAGAGAACUUUUCCACAACGAAGCAGAAGAAUGCACGCCCAAUUUGUUUCUAGUAUCUGUUGUAAACAAAUUAAUCACUUUAUGUUUUAUUCUUAAUAUGAAUUCCUUUUCUAAGGAGAUCUCGUAUGCUCAUAACAGAAACCCAAAAAUUUAUAAUGAUGCUUUUUUUAAUUUUGUUGAUAGAGUGUUUGUACCGCUAUACAUGAAUAUAGAAAGUUUAGUUUUUCGUCACACUUGCCAUUUUUGUUCUAAGCACUCCGUUUCUCCUCUUUCUGAAAAUGACUACACUGUGAAACAGGUUUCUGCAUAUCUACUCUAGUUACUGUGUAAAUGUAUCUUGUGUAAUAGGAGAAGGAAGCAUGUUAAACAACACUAGACAAUGGAGUACCUUGUAUCGUUACUUUUACAACGACAUACCAAACCGGGACAGGUUGAUCCAUCCUAAGGGAAACGUGAAUUCAAAAAAAUGUCAUAAGCUCACAUAACACCGAAUCACUUCUACACGUGGUAACAGUCUGAUGUUAUUUUUUAAAUACGAAACAUACCCGGUGUAAAAUAAACUGGAUUAAAAAUGAUUAUGCUUUAAAGUACCCAAUCGAAAUUUCUUAUCCAAACUCUUGGUAUAGGUUUUCCCUUGUUAGGUUAAAUAAUACUGAUGAAGGGACUUUUCUACUCGACUUGUUACUUGCUGUCCUAUUUAUUGCUGCUACAUUAAUCGUACUUACGUUGUUCUCUCAUAAAGCUAUUUUUGGAGAGAUGUUAAUAUAAUAUUCAGUAAAUUCAAUCACCACUAUCUCAGCUACUUAUUAUUUUCAACGUGGACAUUUAAAAGGUAGUAUAAAGUAUCUGUAAUCAUAAGACUCCACGGAAAAUAUACACAUAUCUCCUAUCUGCCAUUUUCAAAAGGCGACUUAUCUUCUCCUAUUACGUACGAUAAUGAAUGAUCGUGUAUGUACAUAAGCAAAAAUUUGUGUUUUAGAUAAACCACUGACAGCACAUUGUUGAAGUAUAUGUGAAAAUAAAAUCCUAUGUAUGUUUAAAA